GCUCUUUAUUUUGACAAGCCGGUAAUUAAUAGCAAACAAGCUUUUUCGACAGACGUGAUAUUACGGAAAAUUACAUAUUACCAUAGAUAAUUCGUAGAGGGAAAUUUAUAGAAAUUGUUUAAUCGAUAUAAUAGUUUAUUGGCUAUCAUUACGCUGUUUCUUAAUCAUGAAAAUCGAAGAAGUUAAAAGCACAGUCCGCACGCAGCGAAUUGCUGCUCAUAGCCAUGUGAAAGGUCUUGGAUUAGACGCAGAUGGUGCACCCUUGCCAAUUGCAGCGGGUCUUGUUGGACAGAAAACGGCAAGAGAGGCAGCUGGGAUUGUGGUAGAUUUAAUCAAAACGAAGAAAAUGGCUGGACGUGCAUUAUUAUUGGCUGGACCGCCUGGAACUGGCAAAACCGCAAUAGCUUUAGCGAUUGCUCAGGAACUUGGCAAUAAAGUACCUUUCUGUCCCAUGGUGGGCUCCGAAGUAUUUAGCAGUGAAAUCAAAAAGACCGAAGUUCUAAUGGAAAACUUUCGUCGUUCGAUUGGUUUACGUAUUCGAGAAACUAAAGAAGUGUACGAAGGUGAGGUGACUGAAUUAACUCCGGUUGAAACUGAAAAUCCGGUUGGCGGCUAUGGAAAAACUAUUAGUAAUGUAAUUAUUGGAUUAAAAACGGCAAAAGGAACAAAACAGCUUAAGCUCGAUCCGAGUAUUUUUGAAGCUUUGCAAAAAGAAAAGGUGGAAAUUGGGGACGUGAUUUACAUCGAAGCAAAUAGCGGUGCAGUAAAACGCCAAGGUCGAAGCGACACUUUUGCAACUGAAUUCGAUUUAGAAACUGAGGAAUAUGUUCCAUUGCCCAAAGGUGAUGUUCAUAAAAAAAAGGAAGUCAUACAGGAUGUUACCUUGCACGAUUUAGAUGUGGCUAAUGCACGCCCACAAGGCGGCCAAGACGUUCUUUCCAUGAUGGGUCAGUUAAUGAAGCCGAAAAAAACCGAAAUUACUGACAAAUUGCGUAUGGAAAUUAACAAAGUAGUUAAUAAAUACAUUGAUCAAGGUAUUGCAGAAUUGGUUCCAGGCGUUCUAUUCAUCGACGAAAUACAUAUGUUAGAUUUAGAAACAUUUACUUAUUUGCACAAAUCACUAGAGUCUCCCAUUGCACCAAUCGUUAUAUUUGCUACCAAUCGUGGACGCUGCGUUAUAAGAGGAACUACAGAUGUAAUAGCACCUCAUGGCGUACCCCUCGAUUUAUUGGAUCGCUUGUUGAUAAUACGAACUAUGCCAUAUAGCUCAAAUGAAAUGGAACAGAUUAUAAAGUUGCGUGCACAAACCGAAGGACUUCAAAUGGAAGAAGCUGCGUUCGUACGUCUUAGCGAAAUAGGUAGCACAUCGACCUUGCGCUACGCUGUCCAACUUUUGACGCCUGCCAAUCAAAUGUGCAAGGUCAAUGGUCGCACUCAAAUCACUAAGGAAAAUAUCGAUGAUGUUCACGCUCUAUUUUUAGAUGCUAAGCGUUCAUCUAAGCAUCUUUCUGAGAAAAACAAUAAAUUUAUGUUGUAAAUUUUCAAUUUUAAUUUCUGUAAUCAAGUUCU
Molecule: messenger RNA, 1569 nt
Organism: Glossina fuscipes
Lineage: Eukaryota; Metazoa; Arthropoda; Insecta; Diptera; Glossinidae
Gene: pont
Product: ruvB-like helicase 1
Exons: 2
Coding region: 167-1537 (456 amino acids)
Biological process (GO): regulation of transcription by RNA polymerase II; box C/D snoRNP assembly; chromatin remodeling
Cellular component (GO): Ino80 complex; R2TP complex; Swr1 complex
Molecular function (GO): ATP binding; ATP hydrolysis activity; DNA helicase activity
Source: RefSeq, a predicted model, not a curated record